AAAGGGUAUUUCAACAUUUCAGUCGACAUAGCACUUCCGUUCGUGGUAUUCUGGCGUUUUGCCAAACCUCUCCUCGCUCCCUUUCUUAAUCCGAUGGAAGAUAUUCAACAAAAACCAAGGAUAAUAGUCAGUUGGGGUAAAGAAAGAAUAUAUAUAGAUUUUGAAGAGAAUGGAGCAGGAUCCCUAGAGAAAACAACCCUAAAACAAUUAAAAGAACGCCUGAAGAAUAUUACAGGCGUGCCAGUGAAUGGACAAAAACUACUGUUUUCGGGAGCUAUGAUGAAAGAUGAGACGGCGGCCUUGGCAUCAUUUGGAUUACACCCAUCCUCUAAAGUGUUGUUAUUGGGAACAAGGCCCAACGCCAGGGAUUUGGCUCAAACAACAAAUGGAUCACCUGAAGAACACGCGCUUAUAACACGCAUUUCUUUAUCUGUUGAAAAAACAAACGCAACAUUGAUCUCACAAAUUGAGUCAUUUGAAUCAUCAGUGGCAAUAUACCUCUCGUCAACCGACCAUGAUCUCGCAACUAGGUCGAAACUGAUGGACACGCAUCAUUUUAUCAUUGAAACUUUAAUGCAGUCUCUUCUUACCCUAGACUCUGUAGUAUGCCCACCGGAAUUUGAGACUGCCAGACAAAAACGAAAAGAGGCGGUCAAAUAUACACAGGGAUUGAUUGAUCGAGUGGAUGUAGUAAAAGAACAGUUGACCCAAUUCCAACUUCAGAAUCCUCCUUUUAAUUGA
Messenger RNA from Acaulospora colombiana, 741 nucleotides. The record is from the annotation of a GenBank genome assembly. Lineage: Eukaryota; Fungi; Glomeromycota; Glomeromycetes; Diversisporales; Acaulosporaceae.